Molecule: messenger RNA, 3988 nt
Organism: Panicum hallii
Lineage: Eukaryota; Viridiplantae; Streptophyta; Magnoliopsida; Poales; Poaceae
Exons: 5
Coding region: 153-3701 (1182 amino acids)
Source: RefSeq, a predicted model, not a curated record
CCGACGCCGGAUUCCAACUAGCUGCGCACCCCAGCUGAACCCAAACCAGAUCGGAAGAGAGAGAGAGGGAGGAGGCCAGGCGGCGGAGAGGAGAAGACGGCGUCGCAGGAGGAGGAUCGCCGCCGCCCGCAGCAACAAGAGGAAGAGGCAGCAUGGACUUCUUAGCGCUCCCCCGCCGCGACCUGCAGGCGCUGUGCAAGCGCAACGGCAUCCGCGCCAACAUGACCAACGCCGCCAUGGCCGAGGCCCUCGCCGCGCUCCCCACGUCGCAGAUCGAUGGGAUCGACGAGUACGUCAAGCAGCGGGUCGCCGUGCCUGAACCGGCGAUUAAGGUGGUGGCCGAGGAGGAGGAGCCGCGGCUGGAGAAGCAGGGGAGCCCGCUCCCCCGCGGCCGCCGCGUCACGGCAAAGUCAUCGGGCCCCAUCAAGCCGAACGACGCCAAGGAAGAGGAUGCGACUCGGGAGCCGAACAAGGAGGACGCGCCGGCGCUUGGCGUUGGGCACCGUGGUGCCAGCCGGCGUGCCCGGCCCGCGCCGGUCGUGCCUAAGCCGACGAGCAAGGCGUCAGCGGAAGAGGAGAAGCAGGGGAACCAGCUCGCAAGCGCCCGCCGCGUGGAGGACGGCGAGGCAGAGGAGGACCUGAAGCGUGAGGCGAACAUGGAGAACGCACCUGCCCCUAUCGUGGGGCGGCGGGGUGCAAGUCGCCGCGCUCGGCCCGCGCUGGCGGCCGAGUCAGCUGGUGCAGGGGCGGGAGAGGAGGACCUCAAGCAGGAGGCGAGUACGGAUGAUGCGCCGGCCCUUGGCAUGGGGCGGCGCGGUCCCAGCCGGCGCGCUCGGCCCACACCAGCUUUGGCUGUGCCCCCGGGCAAGGUAGUAGCGGAAGAGGAGCUGACUGCACUGAUCCCACGCGGCCGCCAUGCCAAGGCCAAGUCGACUGAGACAAUCAAGCCGAAUGACGGCGAGGAGGGUGAAAAGGAGGGUACGAAGCCGGAGAAGGAGCAGGAAGACGUGCCAGAACUAGGCGUGGGUCGUCGCGGUGCAAGCCGGCAUGCUCGGCGCGCCCCUGCUGCGGCUGCGCCGGCAGGCAAGGUAGCAGCGGAGGAGGAGCCGAGGGCCCCGAUCCCACGAGGCCACGGAGUCGAUGUCAAGUCGCCCGAGGUUAUCAGGCUUGACGACAGUGAGGAGGAGGAAAAGGAGGAUGCAAAGCCGGGGGAGAAGGAUGAAGGCGCGCCAGCAAUUGGCGUGGGUCGGCGUGGUGCCAGCCGUCGCGCUCCCGCCCCUGUAGAAGCUCCGGCUACGAGCAGAAGGGCUUCAACAUGUACAACUGAGGCAGGGGAUGUGGCUGUGGAGGCCAUGCCCAUCCGGGCCACUCGCCAGCGUAAGCCGACUAUGAAAGCAGCUGCCGCAGCAGAGGAGAAGGUGCCGCGGAAGGCAACAAGAAGGGCGGUAAAGAAGACAGUUUCCCAGCAGGAGAAACAAGAAAAAUCACAAGGUGUAGUCUCUGAUGCAGAGCCUGUGCCUGCACCAGUUUCUGAAGUGGAAUGUGAUAAUCCCGAAGACUCGGAAGAGGCUUCUGGUCCUCAGAACAGAGAGCGAAAGCAAGAAGAUGAAGACGUGGUGAUCAUUGAGGAUGAGAUACUGAUGGAAGAGACCCCGGCACAAGAGCUACUUGUGACCAAUCAUGAAUUCAUGGAUUAUUCAACUCUGCAAGAACAGCAAGUGGACGUUGAGAAGUGUCCUGCUCCCUUGGCCAGCCAGGAGGAUUCGCCAAUCCUGGGUCUCGUAACCGAACAGACAGCUGAGAAGGAUGAAGCUGCCAAUUUUCAGGAUAGUGAAGGAUCCAGUGAGGAGGCAUUGGACAAGAGGGUGUUUGAGGAGAUCCAUGAUGCCGGUGAAGAGAUGGAAAUGGUGUCCAUCAUCCAGGGGCUGCAGGCCGCACUCACAGAAGAACACAUUGAGGAAGUUGUUACCGAUGAUGCCAACCAUGAAAGUGAAAUGGGGAAUUUCAAUGAGGUACUGCAUGGGACAGAGGAAACCCGUGAGGUUAAUACAGAAGAUGAUCUUGUCAGUCAGCAGAAGGAAGGUAUAAAUAUUGAUGAGUUGCAGGCUGACUUGGCAGAUGGGUCUGUUCUUGUUGAUUGCUCAGGGAAUAUCAAUCUGUUUCCCGAAGAGGAGACCGAUAAUGUCAAUACUGAAGAUGGUCUUUGUUGUCAGGACAAGAGAGAUGUGGCUGUCGAUGCGACGCUGCCUGAUACGGUGGCUGAUGCCAUUCAUUCUGGUUGCUCAAGUGAUAUCAGCUGUGAUGAAGUGGAGAAGCCAGGAGACAUAACUAUUGAGAUGCCUGAGAGCCCAGUUGCAUUGGAUGAGGAUCCUGAGGAAACAAACUUCUACCCUGAUAAACUGAGUGACGUUGUGUCCCAAGUCACUAUGACUGACAGCGAAGUUGUUCAGGAGGAAAAGAUAGUAGUGACCACUGAAGAGAUGCCACAGAGCACAGCUGCAAUGCAUGAUGAUGUUGAGGAAGAUCAGUUCCAAACUGUUUUUGUUCAUGCUGGUCAAGUAGUUGCUACUGACAGUGUGCUGGAAGUGAAAAUGACAGAUUGUGAAGCUGAGGAGAAGGCAGCACUGAUCAUUGAUGAGCAGCAACAGAUCACAGUUAUAAUGGAUGAAGAUGCAGUCGAUAUUCAUUCCAAAACUGAUGUUGUCCAUGCCGAUGAACAAAAGGAAGUGGUAACUAUUGAAGAAGUGCCAGAACUCACAGGGAAAGACGUUGAAGUUGCCGAGGAGGAUAAGGCAGUUGUGAUCACUGAGGAGGUGCCACAGAGCACAGAUACAAUGGAUGAGAACAUCGAGGAAGAUCAGUUCCAACCUUUUUUUGUUCAUGCUGAUCAAGUAGUCACUUCUGACAGCAUACCGGAUUUGAAAAUAACAGAUUGUGAAGUUGUUGAGCAGGAGAAGACACCACUGAUCAUUGAUGAGAAGCAACAAAGCACAGUUACAACGGAUGAAGAUGUUGUUGGUGAUCAUUUCGAAACUGAUGCUGUCCAUGCCGAUGAACUGAAGGAAGUGGCAGCCACCGACGAAAUGCCACAACUCACAGGCACAGAAGAUGAAGUUCUCGUUGAGGAUAAGGUAGUUGUGAUCACUGAGGAGGUGCCACACAGCACUAGCACAAUGGAUGAGUGUAUUCAGAAAAUCCAUUUUGAAAUUGGUUUCGCUCAAGAUGAUAAACUGGAUAAUGCAGUUGUUACUGACAACAUAUCACAAGUCACUGGGACAGAUGGGGCUGCCAAGAAUACCUUCACCUGUGAUAUUCCACAAGAGCUAAACAUUGCAGAAGGAUCUAAUGAUCACAUUACCCAAGCAUUGAUUGACAAUGUCGCUGAGUCCAUCUGCAAGAACAUUAUCUCUGUUGAGACAUCAGUGUCUGUAUCCGAGGGCACAUCAGUGUGCAACAACAGCAGUGAAAGGAACACUGCUGAACCGGUGGCAAUGCAAGAAGAGAAGGGAGUCAAGGUGGUCAAGGAAUCUGUGGAUUUGAAUAAGUUCAGCCUAGGCCAGCUUAGAGCCAAGCUCAAGAAGAAGCUCAUCGGCAAGAAGAACAAAGAAGCAAAGAGGGUGGCCCUCGCCAGGGUGGACGAGAAUGUGUGUCGUUCCCACUCAGAGGUGCAGCAGCAGAACCUGAAUCUGCAACAGCAUUAACCUGGAGAAGAAGCUCUAAUAUAUCCCGUGUGCAUGCCAGAUAGUAUGAGGUUGUGGUGAAACUGUGGUUUCUCCGACCUUGGCAUCUAACUUUCAUGUGUCCAUGUUCUUUCAUGUGUUUGUUUGCUUGGAGAGAGGCAUGAGACGAUUCGGCUGUAUUUUGUCCAAGUCAGAUCGUAGGCUAGUACCCAGCUUUGAAGUGUUAGUGGUUUGCUGGUGUUGGUUGCAUGUCUUAUUUUGAACUCCUAUUACUGGUUGGGAAAACCUGCUAAUAUAUAUAUUUCUUA